Macrosteles quadrilineatus (aster leafhopper) is the source of this 789-nucleotide messenger RNA. Its product is annotated as actin-related protein 2/3 complex subunit 3-like. Gene Ontology annotation, biological process: Arp2/3 complex-mediated actin nucleation; regulation of actin filament polymerization. Gene Ontology annotation, molecular function: actin filament binding. Bases 134 to 670 code for a protein of 178 amino acids. The transcript has 4 exons. The record is from RefSeq and is a predicted model, not a curated record. Lineage: Eukaryota; Metazoa; Arthropoda; Insecta; Hemiptera; Cicadellidae. Gene Ontology annotation, cellular component: Arp2/3 protein complex; cytoskeleton.
GGAGACUGGAGAGAGGUUAUGUUCGUCUUUGUGGGUGUGAACCAACUAUUACAAAUUUCAUUUAAAAUCAAUUUAACUCUGUUGUAGUUGUUAUAAAUUUCGGAUUGGUAAAACACAAAAAUAAUUUUUGACCAUGCCGGCUUAUCAUUCAAGCUUUACUACUUAUGAGAAUUUGGUAGGAAACAUGGCUAUUCUACCCAUUAAAACCCAGUUCCGGGGUCCUGCUCCCAUCAUGGCGAGUAAGGACACAGACAUCAUAGAUGAAGCACUCUAUUACUUCAAAGCAAAUGUCUUCUUUAGGACUUACGAGAUCAAGAACGAGUCGGACCGAGUGCUCAUUUACCUGACUCUCUACUUCACCGAGUGUCUCAAACGGCUGCAGAAAUGCAGCAACAAGAACCAAGGCACACAGGAGAUGUAUGCCUUGGCAAUAUCAAAGUUUGACAUCCCUGGAGAGUCCAAUUUCCCACUCAACUCGGUGUAUGCCAAGCCGAGCAGUCCUACUGAAGCAGAUGUGAUGCGACAGUAUCUUCAGCAACUAAGGCAAGAAGCUGGAGUGCGUGUGUGUGAGAAGGUAUUCAGCACUGAAGACGGCAGACCUUCCAAAUGGUGGCUGUGCUUCUCAAAGAAGAAGUUUAUGGACAAGUCUCUGUCGGGGCCUGGCCAGUGAAAUGUAUUUCCAACUAUUUAUUUAACUACAUUUUUAUAUUUCGUCGUGAAUUUAACCUUAAAGUACCUAUAUGAGUUUCUUAUGUAUAUUAAAGUAUUUUAUUAAACAAGUAUAAGUUA